AUGUCGAUGAGCGGGCCACGCCCACCGCCGGCGACGCUGCAGACUCCAGGCUUUGCACACUACUCGGUCACCUGGUCACCUUUCCACAACACGCGUUUGGCCGUCGCAUCUGCUGCCAACUUUGGUUUGGUUGGCAAUGGCCGGCUUCAUCUGGCUUCUGUGUCCGCGAACCCGGGGGGAAUGCUGGCACUGAGCCUAGACAAACAAUUCGACACACAAGACGGAUUGUACGACGCCGCCUGGUCUGAAAUCCACGAAAAUCAGAUAGUAACUGCGUCGGGCGACGGGUCGUUAAAGCUAUGGGAUAUUAUGCUCAAUGACCACCCGAUCCGUGCAUGGCAAGAGCAUACAAAAGAAGUAUUCUCCGUCGAUUGGUCGAAUUUGAAGAAAGAUACCUUUGUAUCGUCAUCCUGGGACGGCACAGUCAAGAUAUGGACACCAGAACGACCGCGAUCGCUGAUGACCCUCAAUGCACAUCAUUCAUGCGUCUACCAAGCUCUGUUCUCUCCACAUCAACCUGACAUACUUGCGACAUGCUCGACCGAUGGAACGCUUCGAAUAUUCGACCUUCGCGCCCCUGCUUACGCUUCUGGACCCAACACAAAUAGUUUCACAAAUCCUCUUUCUGCGUCCAUGUUAACAGUACCCGCUUCGCACACCGAAAUCCUAAGCUUAGACUGGAACAAAUACCGGCCAUUUGUUUUGGCCAGUGGCGGUGUUGAUAAAUUAGUCAAAGUAUGGGACUGUAGGAUGGUUAAACCUGGAGCGGAGCCGGGCGCUGUGGGAGGCUCCUGCGAGACCCAACUGAUGGGUCAUGAAUACGCUGUAAGGAAGGUUCAAUGGAGCCCUCAUCGCGGCGAGGUAAUUGCCACCGCGAGCUAUGAUAUGUCGUGUAGGGUGUGGAACACCGCGCCGCCGGCUGGUCAGCCACAGUUAAUGUACAUCAAUGAUGCUCACACAGAGUUCGUCGUUGGAUGUAGUUGGUCUCUAUACGACCAGGGGGUAUUGGCAAGCUGUGGCUGGGAUAGCAGAUUAAAUGUGUUCCGUGUGUAA
Messenger RNA from Pleurotus ostreatus (oyster mushroom), 1053 nucleotides. RefSeq names its product peroxisomal targeting signal 2 receptor (gene PEX7). The transcript is spliced from 5 exons. Gene Ontology annotation, cellular component: peroxisomal matrix; cytosol. Bases 1 to 1053 code for a protein of 350 amino acids. Gene Ontology annotation, molecular function: protein binding. Gene Ontology annotation, biological process: protein import into peroxisome matrix. The record is from RefSeq and is a predicted model, not a curated record. NCBI's taxonomy places the organism in Eukaryota, Fungi, Basidiomycota, Agaricomycetes, Agaricales, Pleurotaceae.